Aaosphaeria arxii CBS 175.79 is the source of this 987-nucleotide messenger RNA. RefSeq lists its product as uncharacterized. NCBI's taxonomy places the organism in Eukaryota, Fungi, Ascomycota, Dothideomycetes, Pleosporales. The transcript has a single exon. The coding region runs from base 1 to 987 and encodes 328 amino acids. The record is from RefSeq and is a predicted model, not a curated record.
AUGUCAAAUUUUGGAAGGUUGGAAACGGUAUACAUUACGUGUUUUAAUGGAACAAGUGGCGACAAUACCGAGCCUUCAAUGUCCAACAAAUCCUGGCAUCCAAGCAGAGUACAUGAAAUACUGUUCCCCUUUUGGUACUUUCCAAACAUUGGGCACAUUGAGGUAACUGAUCGUUGGGGAAAGAAUGUACGCCCUCAGGCGUCUCCAUGCACAACUCUUCUGCACCAGGCUCCACCAUUAUCGCGUCUCCACACUCUUCGAAUCCAGGGAUUGUGGGCAGAAGAGGACACAGUCAAGCUCCUGCUACAGAGGACCCCCGCACUCAAAAGUUUUUCCUGGGACCGCGCAAUUGAAGACAAAUUCAUGUGCAACCUGGGUAAAAUUAAAGAAAGCCUUGACGGUUUACGAAACACCCUUGUUUUCUUGCGCUUCCAUGCUUCGGCGGUGGGCGACAUGGCGUAUGUGUAUCAAGAUACUAUACAUGUAGUGCAACAGGAGCUAGGAAGCUUCUGCUCCUAUACUGCACUAACAGAUAUGGAGAUAUCGUUGGCUACGUUAGUUGGUGAGAGGAAGGCAGUUACAUCCCUCGGGGGAUUGUUACCACCUGGUUUGAAGCGAUUGGUCAUUCUGGACGAUUUCAUGUCCGAUUCUACUGCAUUCCACCCUACUGCAAUCCCAGAUCAUGCUGAUUGGUAUGAAGAGAAGUACCUAGCAGUCAUUCGGUCCUACAUAGAGGAGUUCAAAACGGCAACACCCCACCUCAAGGACUUGGUCAUGGAUAUGCGCUCUACAGGCGUGUAUCAAGGUGAUCCUGAUGUAUACCAGAUCGAUGAAAGAGGUUGUUCUAACCUUGCAUUCAUGGUGCACGACCGCUUGGACCAACCCUGCAAGGAUAAUGGCAUACGACUUACCUUUAAACCAGGCGAACAAUCCGACUACUAUCUUGAUGCUGCUUGGGAUACCGUAUGGGACUCUACAACAAACUGA